Lineus longissimus is the source of this 3424-nucleotide messenger RNA. RefSeq names its product Golgi reassembly-stacking protein 2-like. Gene Ontology annotation, cellular component: Golgi apparatus. Gene Ontology annotation, biological process: Golgi organization. Bases 71 to 1372 code for a protein of 433 amino acids. The transcript has 10 exons. The record is from RefSeq and is a predicted model, not a curated record. Gene Ontology annotation, molecular function: protein binding. NCBI's taxonomy places the organism in Eukaryota, Metazoa, Nemertea, Pilidiophora, Heteronemertea, Lineidae.
ACGUCGCAGUGAAAUAUUGGAGAAAUUUUUUCAAAUAAAAGUGCCGAUUUCUCAAAAAUUUACUAAAAAAAUGGGGGGGUUUCAAAGCUCACCAGUUCCUGGAGGAGGUACUGAAGGAUAUCACGUGCUUCGGGUUCAGGAGAAUUCACCAGGCCACCAUGCUGGCCUUGAAGCCUUCUUUGAUUUCAUUGUUGCUAUUGGAAAUACAAGAUUGAAUCAAGACAAUGAGAACCUGAAGGACAUAUUGAAAUCAAACGUGGAGAAACCCGUCAAAAUGUUAGUUUAUAGCAGUAAGGCACAGAAAGUUCGUGAGGUUACUAUCAUUCCAAGCCACACUUGGGGUGGACAAGGACUCCUUGGAGUUAGUAUCAGGUUUUGUUCAUUUGAUGGCGCCAAUGAAAAUGUCUGGCAUGUCCUGGAUGUGCAGCCAAACUCUCCAGCAUCGAUGGCAGGCCUCCUUUCCGACUCUGACUACAUCAUCGGAGCAGACUCUGUUUUACAUGAGAGUGAAGAUCUAUUCACAUUGAUCGAGUCUCACGAAGCGAAACCCCUGAAACUCUACGUCUACAAUACGGACACCGACAAUUGUCGGGAAGUAACGAUAACGCCUAACAGUGCCUGGGGCGGCGAAGGAAGUCUCGGUUGUGGUAUAGGCUACGGUUAUCUCCACCGCAUCCCAACGCGGCAAUUCCCCGACUCCAAAGAAGCCAAGGAGCUGGAAGAGUCACUUGCUAAGCGACCGAACGCGCCAGCAGACGGAUUCUCUGAGGUGGCACUGUCUUCACCAAUGUCUGGAACGGCACCAAAUAGUACGGUUACGCCGUUAGGGAAUCCCGAGUUGAACACAGGCGUGCCAACGAUACCCGUCAUACCAACAUCUGGCUUGACGCAGAAUGCAGCUUCAUCGUUAAAUACAAAGUAUCCUGGUGCUUACCCGGGCGGUCUCCCAGCACCUUCUACCAUGCCUAAUAUUGCUAAUUUCCCCCCAAUGCCGCCAUUAACGACGCCUGUAUCUUUAGGAAAUAUGCCGCCAAUCUCAAUAGGACAGUUACCGCCGUUGUCGGGCAUGUCACCGUUACCGGCUAUGACGUUUCCGUCAGAUAUGAGUACGCCCAUGUCUUUUCAAAAUAUGCCUCCUCUCCCGAUGAACAUGAAUUUUCCAACGCCCUCGCCACUGCCGAACCUUCCCACGAGCAUAGCGACCACGGCAGCGCCGCCUAACAUCAAUUCCACAAUUACCAGUGUCGGCAAAUUGAAUAUUUCUGGAACGGGAACGCAGGAAGCCGGGGAUGCAACGACCGCGCCAGUAACGGAGACAACACCGGUGCAACCGGCACAACCGGAGGGAGCGGUUGACAGCGUCGGAGCGUAGAUUUCACAUCUUCUUUAGAUUCUUGACUUUCUUUAUGGUGUGGGAUUCUGGGUAACGAUAUUCAGUGAGGAGAGGAGUGUGACUUUGAAAUCGCGCGUCCAUGAAAUGUAAGAGAUCGUAACACUGGUUUAGGCAUUGGAUGCUAAAGAAAAGUAAUCUGAUUACACACUUUAAAUCACAUUAUUCAUUCUUCAAUUUUAGAUGUUUUAGAACAGAAUUUGAUGCCUCAUUGUCGGUAUUGAUUGUCUUGUCACAACUGCGAGGGUGGAGCUAAAAUCUUGGUCAAACCUUGGCUCGGUUUUGGUCUACAUUUUUGCUCGAACCUUGUGGUUAGGCAACCAAUCCCUCCAGUUCUGUACCAGUUCCUUAAGCCUCGUUUGUCAUCAGACCCCCAGGUUAUUUGUCUGUGCUUUGUUUGUGUAUGCCGUGACCGCCCUACGAUGACAGUGUUGUAAUCAACAUGUUCAUUAUGCCGUUGAUCGUUUUGAUCUCUGUAAAUAGACUCUCUUUUGUAGUGUGUACAAAAUUCAGAAUGUUAAAAUAUCUAACAGCAGAACUGCAGAAUCCAAAUCUUUGCAAAAUGAGUAGCUACUUGCCAAAAGGUUCUCCUUCUUAGUGGCACUUCAAGGGCCGGACCAACCGCUUGAAAAAAAACUUCUGUAAAAGAUAGCUGCAUAAGGAUCCUGUAAGAGCAACUCAAGGACCAGAGUUUUCUGAGUCUGUUGCGAAAAUAAAGCUAACCCCUUACUAUAACUAUAUUUCAACAAAAUUCUCUCCUGCACUCCCCGACCCCCUCCAAAAAUUCCUUACGUCAGAAUCGCCUUAAAAUAGUCAAUGGGUUUUAGCGAUGACAUUGUUUCCGUUCCUACCUUUUCCAGCGGGUGGCGUUCAUUUCGUUUGAACGUUGAAGCCUUUAGAGCAGGAAGAGGUGGUUAUGGUCCAUUAAGAUCUUCGUGGUUUGGCUGUAUAAGUGUUAAAAAUGAGUUCUGGAAUAGUAAUUGAGGCUGACCACCAAAUUUAUGGGCGAUGAAUGAGUUAUAACCAACCAUAUACUUGAUUUGUAUAUACUUAAUUUCAACUUUAAGCCAAAAAAGAGACCACUUUUUUGCCCUGAUGUAAAUAAUAACAAAUUAUAUUAUGUUAACACUCAUGUGUUCUAGUAGAUGCUAAUAGUAAUAUAUUUAUUUAUCCCACAAUGAGUGUAUUCAUUGUGGGAUAAUUUAAUGGGUGAGAGGCAGGAGCUUAGUUCUAUCCGAGCCGGCACAAAUGAUGAUUCAUAUCACCCAUUGAGGGAUUAUUUCAAUUGCCUCCUCAUGCACCUCACUCACACUAUAAUGCACUCAAGUUGGUCAAUGGAACAGCUUUAGUCCUUCUCGAUGUACAUGUAGAUUGGUUUUGUACAUUGGCAGUUGAAGCAAGCUUAUGUAAAUCAAGUCUCACACGUACAAUCUUGACCAUUGUUGGCCUAUUUAUUGAGGACUUGGUCCAAAACAUGCAUGGAAAGUUCUUUUUGGUUGUGUAAGCCUGCGUGGCUCACUAUUUGUAAAUGUUGGUCUCACGAUUUCUUCAUAUUGUAAAGAUAUCCAUAUUGUGAACGGUUCCUUGACAUGCCAAAUAAAAAAUAUUCUCAACUGCAGUAAAACCUCUCUAUUAAAGGACAGCCGGGACUGACAAGUGCUGUCCAUAAUCAAGAGGUGUCCUGAAUAGAGAGGUCAUUUUGAAUGGAAACAACCAAUCGGGGACCAAAACUCAUGUCUUUAAUGGGGAGGUUGUCCUUAAUAGAGAGGUGUCCAUUAAAGGAGGUUCCUCUGUACAUCUUUGUGAGCCUUACAGAUAUCAUCUGGGGGAAGUCAUCUUUAAAGUCGCCUCUUUCAAGUGUACCGCCACUGUGGUGGCUCUCUUGUGCAGAUAGUAAAGAGUUCAAUACCUGUGUUAUUAUAUAAGGGGAAAUGAUGUCCCCAGGAAUUGUCCGCUAUUCCCUGUUACUUUCUCUCUUUACACUCUUUACUGGGAAAUCGAAGUUAUGAAAAAUAAAGGUAAAGUUUAUUUAUA